Molecule: messenger RNA, 971 nt
Organism: Cyprinodon tularosa
Lineage: Eukaryota; Metazoa; Chordata; Actinopteri; Cyprinodontiformes; Cyprinodontidae
Product: non-histone chromosomal protein HMG-14A-like
Exons: 6
Coding region: 156-455 (99 amino acids)
Cellular component (GO): nucleus; chromatin
Molecular function (GO): nucleosomal DNA binding
Source: RefSeq, a predicted model, not a curated record
AGGGAACCAAUCCGGUUCGAGCCUGUUCUGGUACCGGUUGGACCUUAAAUUACCGCUAACACACUUUCUUGGAGGUUUAGGUCCGAGCUGUUCGUCUGACCCACAUAAUCCAGAUUAAAAUAUUCUGGCUACUGUCUCUGAAAAAAAAAAAAACGAUGGGAAGAAAAAAGGCAACAUCUGAUGCAGAUGCAGCUGCAGAGCCAAGACGGAAGUCUCAAAGGUUGUCAGAGAAAGAGACGCAGGAAAAGCCAAAACCAGAGAAGACUAAGGCCCCUCCGAAGACCAAAAAAGUGAAGGAGGAAACAAAGGCCAAGGCAGAGGAGAAGAAAGAAGAAGCCCAGGCAGAGAAAGAAACUCCUGCAGAAAAUGGAGAGGCCAAAGCUGAGGAGGCUCCUGCAGCAGAGGAUCAGACGGAUGAAGACAAGCCUGAAGAGGAGGAGAAAGCAUCGGAGUAGAGGAGUCGGUUCCAUGUUCAGUUUCCUGUCUGUUAUGUUGUAAAAUGCAGAGAAUAUUUUUUAUCACUAUUUUCUUAAGACUGCAUUGUUUUUAAGGAUGCGGUUGCAUUUUUAAAAUACUUUCCAGAGCUUUUGUGAAGGGAUCGGUUUUUUGUCGUCGUGGAUUUGGUUUUUAAGGCAUCAUGCAUGUUUCGGGAGCACAAGAGUUUGUUUUAGGGGGACCCUAUCAUUGUUGCUCUUCUGGAUUCUAAAUAAUGCUGCAGGUGGGAAAAUGACCUGGAAGUUAAAUCAUUACUUCAUCUGAACUUUGGUGCUCAGCUUUCACUUCUGUGUGUAUGUUUUCGUUCAUGACAAGCAUGUUUGUUUGUUUUUUCCUCUGGUACUUUUGAAAAGCAGUAGUGCAGAAUGUUGAUACAUAUUUGGUAGUUUAUCCUGUUGGGAUGUGGGGAUUUUCUCUUUCAGAUACCUUUAUGGUUAAACAUGGUAUAAAAUGCCUAUUAAAAGUUUUUCUGUAAA